This is a messenger RNA of Paralichthys olivaceus (Japanese flounder), 5335 nucleotides long. Lineage: Eukaryota; Metazoa; Chordata; Actinopteri; Pleuronectiformes; Paralichthyidae. The record is from RefSeq and is a predicted model, not a curated record.
GUAAAUCAAAGAUGAAAAAGUAAGACCAGAGAAAAUCAAAUUGAAUGGAUUAUUGCUCGGCGUUGUCAGAGUUAACUUGAAUGGUAUUUGUGGUUUAAUCCAGGAUUGUCUCCCCCCUCUUUUCCACCCACCUCUCCUCUCGACCAAAUUUCUCUCCACUCACCCGAACCUGUCAAGACCAUGGUCAAGACAGAUGUGCUCCUGGAUGUCUCUUCCUGUUCAGGGUUUAUGUUGUCUGUCUGCAUGCUCAGUGCAGUGGGAAGUAUCUGGCCUCUGUAUGGUCUUUACUGCCUUCAGAUAAUGUGCCAUGCAAACAAACCGAAAUGAAUUCCAAUUGUGUCCACACAUUGGGACGAGCAUCAAUGUAAAUCCUGUUUAAUUCAGUGUGGGGGUGUUCACGCGAUGUGAGCUGCAGCCAGUUUAGCCCCGAAUCUAUUUUCUGUGCUAAUGUGUUUAUUGUGAAUAACCCGGAGCGGAAGUGUGUGUCUUGUUGCUGUGGGUGACUUGGUGUGACUUGACGCAGGCAGACUGGAUGAGAGGAGUCAGGGAACAGCUGGAUGUAGGAGCUGGAACAAAGACGCCGGGGCUGCCUCUCACCGCUUCACGCUCGGUGCUGCUGAACCGACCAUCGUCCCAAACCAGCGGCUCUUUGACCCGGUGCUCUGCCGCUCUCGACGCCCGCUCCUCCUCCUGUUUUCAGCCCCGUGUUGUCUUGGGAGGAUGCGACGGGCCCGCGGUGCUCCGCUCCCCGUGCCAACAUCCAUCAGCCGCUGCUCCGCUCUCUCCUCCGACACCGAACGUAGAGCGGAAUAAUUGCGAUCGUGCCGGGCAGACACCUCAGACAUGAAGCCGUGAGGCCGCAAGGGAAACGUCGUCGGGAUCAUUUCUCCUCAUCGGUCAGAACAGUCCUGUCUGUCGGUGUGAUGGCUGUGAUGUUGAUGCUUCUACUCUCCACACUGCUCCUGUCCACCCACACUCCGAUUAAUGCCUCUCCUUCCUGCCCUGUGAGCUGUCGCUGCUACAGCCUCACGGUGGAGUGUGGCUCCACCGGCCUCAGAGACAUCCCCAAACACGUCCCCCCAUCCACACAGACCAUCUUCCUCCAGGACAAUGUGAUUGGUCAGAUCCGUCGACAGGACCUGCUUCCGUUAAGGCACCUGCACUACUUGUAUCUGCAGAACAACACCAUCUCAGCAGUGGAGCCUGGCUCUUUCCGGAACCAGGGUCAGUUGUUGGAGCUAGCUCUGAAUGGGAACAGGAUCCACCUGGUGACGGCUGACAUGUUUAAGGGACUGGAGCAUCUCCGCAUUCUGUACCUGGCAGGAAAUGACAUCACACGCCUACUGGACUACACCUUCCGUGGAUUACAGCGUCUGCAGGAGCUCCAUUUGCAGCACAACAGUAUAGACAUGUUAGCAGACCAGGCUCUUGCUGGCUUGACUUCUCUGGCUCUGCUGGAUCUGAGCAGAAACAAUCUUCAUACCAUCGGCCCUGCAUCCCUGCGACCUCUUGUCAGCCUGCAGGUGCUGCGCAUCACAGAUAACCCAUGGCGUUGUGACUGUGCUCUCCACUGGUUGAGGAGCUGGAUUGAUGAGGCAGGGCAGCGGCUGCUCAGCUCUGCAGAGCGUCGGCUGGUCUGCAUCGAACCGCCACGUCUCUCCCACCUCAGUCUGGUGGAGGUUCCGCUCAACAGCCUGGUAUGCAUCCCUCCACUGGUGCAGCUGGAGCCCAGGAGGCUAGCUGUGCGCCUGGGGGAGAGCCUUAGGGUGUCCUGCCAUGCCUCUGGUUAUCCUCGGCCACAGGUGACCUGGAGGAAAGCAUCCCAGGGUAAAGUUGUGCUCUCUCCCCGAGGCCUGGUUCAGGAGCUGGGUGCUGGAGGAGGGGGAGUAGGCGGGGCAGAGGAGCCCUCAGAGGAAGGCAGGGUCAGUCUGCAGAAGACUGAAGGCGAGCGCUUUGACCCUGACACUGGCAGUGGCAUGCUGUUUCUCAGUAAUGUGACUGUGGCUCACGCAGGUUUCUACGAAUGUGAAGCCUGGAAUGCAGGGGGCGUGGCCAGGGUGACCUUUCAGCUCGCCAUUAACUCAUCCACUUCCUCCUCCUCCUCCAUCUGGGCGUCUUGGUCCCAAGUGUCCUCGCCAUACUCCCCUGUCUGGCCCCGGCUGAGGAACCACGGCUCGGCUUUGGGCUCAGAUGUGAGUCGGGAACCCCUUUACGCUCUGGGCAGCAUGGCCUUCAGUGCUCUGGGAGCUGCCACUCAGACUGCCAUCGCUGUGGGCAUCUCCCUGCUGGCUCUGACCGCUCUGCUGCUGGUCGCCAUGAUCUACAGCCGACAUCACCAACGCGAUAAGGAGGCUGAUGGAGCUGAGAAGGUGUUGAAUUUUACCCUGCAGGAGGAGAGCAUCCUGUAUGUGAACGACUACUCUGACGGGCCCACCACCUUCGCCCAGCUGGAGGAGUACCGUGAUGAGCGCGGCCAUGAGAUGUACGUCCUCAACCGGGCCAAACCAGUGCUGCCUCCUGCUCCACCCACCGCUGUCUCCACCACUAACCUGGGUUGCCCCGCUCCAUCGGACACCUCCAGCCACACCCUCUCCUCAGGGCCUGGCCAGACCGUGACUCCAACUCUUGCCCCCAACAAACAGCAGCAGCAGCAGCAGCUGCAGCCAGAGGGUGACAUACGGACCAUGAGGAGAAUGGCGGGGGAGGGAGGGGAGGCUGAGCCUGUGAUUACAUCAGAGGCUGAAGGGAUGUUUCUUAACCACACAGGCCUGUUCAUGGACUCUCAGAUCGCGUACGAGAUUCACUGCUGAAGGGGGGACAGAACCCACUGCAACACAGAGGUUUCUGGAAGGAUUUACUUUCUUCAAGACUCAUUCACAGUUAUGGACUCUCAUUGGAGAAGGUUUACAGACACGGCAGAGCUCACAAUCUGGUUUAAAUCAAUAGUACUGAGGCUUUCCAGUGGACUUUGUGUGAACUUGCAUGCCAAAACAUCAGUGGUAAUGGCCAGUCAAAGGCCCUGUGCUGUAGACAAAGUGAAGUGGACCCAGGUAUAUACUGAGCUGCACAUCACUGAACUGAACUGUCCUGUACAUGAACAUCUGGAAGCAUUUAUCAGAGCUCCUUUCAUCGCAGAAACCUUCACCGUCAUUGUUGUUCAGGAGUUGACCUUUGUCCCCUCAAGACAUCACACAAAGCUCAUUAGUUAUUUGCAGGGUGAUAAAGGGGGAAGCCAUGAAAUCUUUCAGUCCAUGAGCAUGUGGGAACCCUUAUUUAUUUUGUAACUGUUAUUAAUGUCUUAAUUUAUUUUGAAAACAUUAUAGUGAUAGUGGGACUGUAACAGCUGAAUUUUGUUACUAUUUAUUUCUAAAUAUCAUAUCACUUUUUAAUCGUCUGUAUCACAAAGUGACUUCAUCCCUCCAUCCAUGCUACUCUGUCUCUCAGCGGGUUAGCUGGUCCUGAUCCCAACAUUGGUAAUUCUGGGUAUUUGUGUCAUGAAGCAGGUUACUAAGCCAAUCGUGUGCAACAUCAACAGUUCAACAUCUGAGUAUUUAAUAUGAGAUAACAUGAAUCUGUUCAUACAGUGGGGAAAUAAGGCUUUUCAGCUAUGUAACCAAUACAGAAUAUCCAGUAAUCAAACAACAAAAAUACAGUAGAGUAAGAUGCUAUAAAAACGAAAUAGCAUUUUAAUGUUAAAAAUGUGUCCAAUAGAAUUAGAUUAAUAAGUGGUCAGCAACAUGAUAUGUAUUCUAGUCUCACAGGUUUAACAAACUAGUAAGAAAUUCACUUCAAAAGAGUCAGACAAACAAUCCACAGGUGGUCUGCACGAAUACAGGCUCGAGGAACAGAAAAUCUGUUCUUAAAAGGUUUGUGGAUGUGUUUUUCCAAUUAAAAGCCUUAUGUUUUAUGCAAAAGACUAAAAGGUAAAAUGUUCAUAUUCUCUUCAGAGCUAAAAUCCUUGAUUUUAGAAUAAAGUGCCAAACCUCAUCUUUAAUUUGAGUAGGUUUAGAUGUUGAUAUUGAAAGAACUGUGUGCGAUAUAACCUUUUUAUUGCAUAGACACUUUAACAUACGUUCCUGUAUGAAAAACAGAGUUUAGAUUGUGUCAUCUGUCAACUAGGAGUAAAGAGGUGAACGUUUUUGUAAAGAAGACAAUAACGAGGCUCAAAGAGGGAAGAAAACAACUGAGAUAGAGAUAUUAAAGUUAAUUUAACAGUUGGGUGCACUCUUAAAAGACAAGAGUGAACAUGAAAGCUAGAAAAGGACAAAGACGAUGGUCGUGAACCACUGCUACAUCAACCUGAUCUUUCAACAAACAGAUCCGGCUGCAGUCCAAAGACUCAUACUUAAAGAGUUGUGGAAAGAAGUUUUAUGGACUGAUGACACUAAAAUCUACUUCUAUCAAAAUGAAUGAAUAAACGAGUGACCACAAAACCACAACCUCGUCUGUCCAAUGUGGUUCUGCUCGUGUGUACGACUCCAACGGAACCGGCAAAGUGGUUUGUAUUGAUGGUUUUACUGCUGACACAAACAACAGGAUGAAUGCAGAGGUUUACAGGAGCUUUCUCAGUAUCAAGUGUGUCAUCGUCCAGCAGCAACAAUCUGGAACAUACAGCCAAAGCAACCAAAGACAGAGGGACCUCACAACAAGGUGAAGAGCUGAAGGACACUCAGUGUGUCUGUCCAAUUACUUUUAUCCACCAAACUUUGGGCGCUAUGUGUUUAAAGGGGUGUGUCUCUCACACAGUUCUUUCUAUGUUGAUGUAUAUAGGGUUUUAUAUGAAUAUGAAAUCAUCUCUGAUCUUUAUUCAAUGGUGUGGUCUUUCAUUUUGAGAGAAUCACUUCGUUUCACAUUCAGUUUCUGUAAAGUUUUCCUUCAUAACGCCUCUCUCUCAAAUAGCCCAAGCUCAUACGCAAAUUAGCUCUGCUUCUGCUCAGAACCAUUUGUACUCAGAUACACUGUUGUUUGCAUAAAUGUCCUGUGCUUCACCCUCAGUCUCAGGCUGCUUCUGUGCACUCACGAAACAUCUGCUCUCAGAUUUCUGCUCUCGCUCUUGAGUUUUGGGGAAAUUAUCGCAUUAAAAAUCCCCCAACUAAAAGAAUACCACUAUGUUGUCCAGUGAUCCGGUAUCAUCACUGUCCACACCGUGGGUGCAUUUGCUUUUCUUCUGUCAGCGUCCCUAUGAGCAGUUACUGUUUAACCAGGUUCAGCAAAUCACUCGCCAGCAUGAAUCACUAAAGCCAAGGAGCUCAUUUGUUUUUCCCAAAUCACAUUUAGGGGAAAUUGAACAGACAGCACAAACAAACUGUCUAAAGUCUGGUUGGAGUCAGUCCAU